Gordionus sp. m RMFG-2023 is the source of this 2289-nucleotide messenger RNA. Its product is annotated as ATP-dependent zinc metalloprotease YME1L-like. Gene Ontology annotation, biological process: protein quality control for misfolded or incompletely synthesized proteins; mitochondrion organization. The record is from RefSeq and is a predicted model, not a curated record. Gene Ontology annotation, cellular component: mitochondrial inner membrane. The transcript has 19 exons. Bases 9 to 2255 code for a protein of 748 amino acids. Gene Ontology annotation, molecular function: ATP-dependent peptidase activity; ATP hydrolysis activity; metalloendopeptidase activity. Lineage: Eukaryota; Metazoa; Nematomorpha; Gordioida; Chordodea; Parachordodidae.
UAAAUAAUAUGUUUUUAAACUGCGCUUUAAAUUCUAAUCAAUUAUUAUAUUUUUUCUCACCUCUUUCUUCUACAAUAACUCAAUCAUUAAGAAAUAUACUGAGCUCCAAAAAGUCGAAUGUAAAGCUUGAUGAUUCCAAUGGUAAAUAUUUGGACAGUUAUUUUGAGAACUACAAUGAACAAUUUUCAUAUCUAAAAGGUUUGAAUUUAAGCAACUUUAAAUAUUUAUGCCAAAUUUUGCACCCAUCAAAAUUCAAAUUUGAAGACCAUCCUAAUUAUUUAGAAACCUUCAGUAUUGUAAAAAAAAUACUUGAAAAAGAUGAAAAUUUAGAAUUGCUGUUACAGAGAAUAAAAGUCAAUUUAACCACACAUUUUGUAUCUAAAACAAGCUUACAACGUUACUUUUCAGAAAACAAAUUAUUUAAAAGAAAUGCUAACCAUCAAUUUUACAAAAGUGAAAGAGGGUUUAAAACUUUUAGAACAAAAGGUCUAGGAACUUACAAAACUUUAUUAAAAAAUAAAAAAACAGAACCAUCUUUAUUAGAUAUAUUUUCAAGUUUUCAGAAAAAAAUUAAGAAAAAAUCUGAUGAUAAGCAAGGGGAUGUUAUGAAGAAUUUAUUAUCAGAUGUCAGCUUAUCUUCUGAAAAAGAUAAAUUAAAGAUAUCAUUUGCAGAAGGUUAUCUUGCUGGUGAAUCAAAAAAAAAAUUAUCAGGGCGUAAAAUGAAUUUUCUUGCUGGCAUUAGAGAACUAAUCAUUUUUAUUAUAAUAAUAGGAAUGCUAUUUAGUGUUGUGGGAGGUCCUAUUAAACAAUUAAUUAUGGGUAAUGGUAAUGAAGUACAUCCUGAAGAUAUCUCAGACACUUUUAAUGAUGUUAGAGGCAUUCCAGAAGUAAUAGAUGAGUUACAGGAAGUAGUUGAUUUUCUCAAAAAUCCACAUAAAUUUUCAUCACUUGGGGGGAAAUUGCCCAAAGGGGUUUUGUUAGUGGGUCCUCCUGGGACCGGUAAAACGUUAUUGGCUAGAGCUGUUGCCGGAGAAGCCAAUGUACCCUUUUUUCAUGCCGUUGGAAGUGAAUUUGAUGAAGUUUUAGUUGGACAAGGAGCUAGGAGGGUCAGGAAUCUCUUCGGUCCUGAAAUUUACCGUCGAUUUGGAUAUAAUACAAAUAAUUUGAAGAUAGGUUUUGGAACCGCCGCUAAAGAAAAAUCGCCUUGUGUGAUAUUUAUUGACGAAAUUGAUUCCGUAGGUGCAAAGAGAAGCAAAUCAGAAUGGCAUCCAUACGCUAAUCAAACAGUUAAUCAAUUAUUAGCCGAGAUGGAUGGGUUUCAUAAAAACGAAGGUAUAAUUGUCUUAGGAGCAACUAAUAGAAAAGAAGAUUUAGACAAAGCUUUAAUUAGACCAGGACGUUUUGAUAUGGAAGUUCAUAUAUCAAGCCCUGAUCUCAAAGGAAGAACUGAUAUAUUUAACUAUUACUUGGAUAAAGUCAAGACUAAUAAGGAUGUUGACGCGAUUCAAUUGGCUAAAGGCACCACCGGUUAUACAGGUGCGGAUAUUGAAAAUUUAGUUAACCAAGCAGCCCUAAGAGCAGCAAAAGACAGUUUGCCCAACGUUAAUAUGCGUUAUUUGGAAAAUGCUAGAGACAAAAUUUUAAUGGGACCCGAAAAAAAGUCAAGAAUACCGGACAAAGAGAGCAACCGAAUAACAGCUUAUCACGAAGCUGGACAUACAUUGGUAUCUUACUUUACUAAGGAUUCAUUGCCAUUACACAAAGUCACUAUUAUCCCUAGAGGAUUCUCCUUAGGACACACAGCUUCUCUUCCCGAUAAAGAAAUGUAUUAUCAAACCAAAGCACAAAUUUUGGCAGCAUUAGACGCUAUCCUGGCUGGAAGAGCUGCUGAGGAAUUGAUAUUUGGCUCAGAGAAAAUUACAUCUGGUGCAUCAGAUGAUUUAAAGAAAGCUACAGAAAUCACAACCGAACUCGUUAAAUCCUGGGGCAUGUCUGAUAAAGUGGGUCUUAGAGUUUUUAAGGAUAACUCCAAUGCGUUUGUUAAUGUUAGUGAACUAGGAGAAACUAUGACAGAAUCAAUUGAUGCCGAAAUUAACCGUUUAUUAAAUGAAUCUUAUGAAAGAGCAAAAAGUCUUCUGAAAAAUCAUACUAAAGAACAUCAUUUAUUGGCACAGGCAUUGUUAAAAUAUGAGACCCUAAAUGCUGAUGAUAUCAAAAAUGUUAUAGAAGGCAAAACUCUUAUCAAAAACAUUUGAUUACGAAUUCUAAUUUGUAUAUUUUUAUUAUGAA